UAGCUAGUAGAUAUUCCAGAGCUGUCAUUUUUCAACGUGUAACCAGAGGCAGAUACUGACUGUGCUAGCAGUGCACUUUGGCCACUUCAUAACAAGACAGCGAAUACAGAAUUGGACAUUAGACCAUGACGGAGGAGGCUUUCGAUGUGGUGGUGGUGGGUUCCUGUAUGACUGACUUGGUCAGCCAGGCACCAAGGCUACCCAAGGCGGGAGAGACCAUCCACGGUCACAAGUUCUUCAUUGGUUUCGGAGGCAAAGGGGCAAACCAGUGUAUUCAGGCCGCUAGAAUGGGAGCCAAGACUGCCAUGGUCUGCAAGGUUGGCAAAGACUUCUUUGGAGAAAACUACAUCCAGAAUUUCAAGGACAAUGGUGUAUCCACAGAGUUUGUGGGGCAGACGGUUGACUCGGCCACUGGUGCUGCCUCCAUCAUUGUCAACGAUGCAGGGGAGAACGCCAUUGUGAUCGUGGCUGGUGCCAACCUGCUACUGGGUGGUGAGGAUCUGCGGCGGGCACUGCCAGCCUUAAGCCGUGCCAAGGUAAUGGUGUGCCAGCUGGAGGUCAGCCCGGACACCUCCCUGCAGGCCCUGCGCCUGUCCCAUGAGAACAACGUGAAGACCAUUUUCAACCCAGCGCCAGCCAUUCCAGACCUGGAUCCCGAAUUCUAUAGAGCAUCUGAUGUGUUCUGCUGUAACGAAUCCGAGGCAGAGCUGCUGACGGGGGUGGCCGUGGCGAGUAUAGAGGAUGCUGGCCGGGCCGGACAGGAGCUGCUGAGGCGAGGCUGCAACUCGGUCAUCAUCACCCUGGGCUCCCGGGGCUGCGUUGUGCUGUCGGCACAGGAGCCCUCGUCCCCAUCACACCACGUCCCCACCAAGCCGGUGACAACGGUGGAUACCACGGGAGCCGGAGACAGUUUCAUUGGUGCCCUGGCCUUCUACAUGGCUCAUUUCCCCACAAUGUCUCUGGAGGAGAUGGCCAGGAGAGCCAAUCAGGUGGCAGGAGUGAGUGUACAGACAAUUGGGACGCAGGCGUCUUAUCCCUCUAAAAAGGACCUACCCACAGACCUUUUCUAGAGAAGAUGGCAACUUGCACACUAAAUGGACACUGUGAGCCUGAACAAUCUAAAACACUGUGCCAAGUACUCUAUCAAGUAAUUAAACGACUAUGUAAAUAACUUAAUGGUGACCAUUGUCCUUUAUUCAUCUGCCAUAACAGUAGUCAUAAUUUUUUUUUUUUUUUAUAUUCCAAUAUGUCCAAUAAUGUGAUGUAAAUACUUUUUGCUUCAUAUUAAAUGUGUUCCACAAACUCA
Messenger RNA from Salvelinus fontinalis (brook trout), 1306 nucleotides. It is a transcript of the gene rbks, whose product is annotated as ribokinase. The coding region runs from base 126 to 1070 and encodes 314 amino acids. The record is from RefSeq and is a predicted model, not a curated record. Gene Ontology annotation, molecular function: ribokinase activity. NCBI's taxonomy places the organism in Eukaryota, Metazoa, Chordata, Actinopteri, Salmoniformes, Salmonidae. The transcript is spliced from 9 exons. Gene Ontology annotation, biological process: D-ribose metabolic process.